Caenorhabditis auriculariae is the source of this 7466-nucleotide messenger RNA. Lineage: Eukaryota; Metazoa; Nematoda; Chromadorea; Rhabditida; Rhabditidae. The record is from the annotation of a GenBank genome assembly.
AUGCUAUCGAGCACGCUUGCCGCGACGUCUUCCGCUGGAAGCGGCGUCGAUUCGACCGCCCUCUACCAGUCCGCCAACACCGUUCAGGUACCUCUUUUCCCCGAUUUCCGGGUUUUUUUUUUGCUAAAAACCUAUUUAAUUGGACUGAUAGAAGCAUUUUGAGCUCUAGAAAGGUUUAAGGAAUUUUUUCCUAGUUAUUCAGUGAUUUGUGGAAAAAAAAAGUGAAAACGGGUUAUUACCUCACUAUAAAUGUAAUUUAUUUUAUUUUAUAGAGAGAAUGCACCAAGUAAGAAAGGUUUUGCGUGUUUUUUUAAUAAGAAAAUGUGUAGAAACGGCGAUUUGAUAAUUUUAUAAAAUAAGAGAAAUAACUUUUUGAAUUGGAAGCGCUCAAGUUUUUAGUGGAAACCAAAAUCUAUUUCGCAAUUAUUUGGAAAAAACAUUUUGAGAACAUUUUAUAACGUCGACUUCAAAUUUUAAACACAAAAAAAGAGAAAGUUCUCAUUUUUAAUUCUUGAUUUUUUUUUAUGCACUGAGCGCAUUUGUGUUAUUUUUCAAGUCUCAAUUUUGCCAGAAUAGCCCUCUGAGAAACCAAAGUUCGACGCUCUAAUGAAAGAAUUUGAAUGAAAAGAAAGACGCGCCUGCAUUUGAUUAAAAGUACGAAAAAGUAAGGGGCCGUUAUCUCAUCGAAAGGAUUAAAGAUUCUUGCGCGUUUCCGUGUACGGAUGUGUAACUCGAGCCGCGGUUCUUGGGCCUAAUCCGCCGUCUAGUUAUAUCACAUUCAUUCAACUUCCAGGAGAAUGUCCAGAAAUUUGUUCCACAUGAGAAUUUUUUUGAAAAAGAUGUUUUUACAAGUGGAAAUUCUUUUCAAACCGUGACACGCCGCCGCCUUUAUCGCCAUUGCUCAUGACGUUUUCGAAACGCGUAUCGCCUUGUACAGAUUUCACAACAAUCCCCUCUGCAAUGUAUAUAGUUUUGGGUAUUUUCGAAGGAAAAAACAAAAACAGCCCCUUUGAGACUCACCAAAAAUUUUGCACGUUUUGGAAGGCUACAGGGAACUUUGAAAAGUAUUUUCGAGCUAAAAGUGCAUCAUACUGAUAAAAAGUCUUUUGGUUGAUAACUGAACAUUUUCGUCAUCAGUUGGCUCGCGUUUCUUGGCGUCAUUUGAAUUUUCCUAUUCUGAUUAAUUUUUGUCAGCUUUCCGGUUCUUUCAUUCAUUUUUUGAAUAUCUUUAAGUUUGAAAAUUCGGGCGCUGAAUUUUGAAAAAAAGGAGGGGCUGAAUAUUAUGAUGAAAUUUAUCAAGAUUAGCCGACUUUUUUGGUUCAUUAGAUGUUCUUCUAGUUUCCAUAAAAGUGCAGCCUGACUAGAUUGAGCUCUGUUUUUUUUAAACUUCUCUAUAAAUAACUAACCAUUUUUUGUUCUCAAGGUACCUGAAAAAAAAAGCUCUAAUAGAGCAAGGCUACCCUGAAGAAAUGACCACGUGGCCAAACAAGGGAAACGAAGAUUUCCGUGGGAAAAAGGGCCGAGAAUCAAGAAGCCAAAUAUUUAUUUAUUUAUUCAAACCAUGGCGUCGUGUUGUGUAUAUUUAGUUAACGUCAUUUCCCACUGAAGGUCGUCCUCAAAUAUUUGAGAGCCGCCUUUUUUCGGAGUGGAAAUCGAUUGGGAUAUCCCUUAGAAGUUCAAGCUCUAGUUUAAUGAGAAAAAACGAAAAUAGGAAGAAACUCAAAGGCGAUGGCUACGGUAACUCGGAAGGACGGCCGGCGAUAGAAAAGUAGGCGUGGCCGGGGAACGACGGGCGGCGCAGUCGCCUUUUUCUCUCGCCAAAAUACGCCCACGCACAUCCUCUAAAUCAGAUCCUCAUUAAUCAUCUUCUUUUUUCGAUUACUGAAUUGUUGAUGUGUAAUUUGUACAGGUUUUACAGGGAAUGAGCGCCCAAGACUAUGCGUCGGUCCUGCCGUCGUACUCGUCCAACGCGGCCGCUCUCAACUACCCAUCUUAUCAGGUAAUUGGAGAAUUUCGAAAGGAUAGACAGUAGAAAGUUUUUGGAGAAGGUGUUUGAUCCGGAUAGAAGAAGUAGAGUCGAAAUUCUGGUAUCUGAAGGGUUUUCUCUCUAGGACUUGUAUUUUAUCCAGCGCAGAUUUGAGACGUUGUUUUAGAAAUUUAUUUAAAGGAGUAGUGACAAGAAAUGCGAGAGAAGAAAUUCAGACCGUUUUGUAGCUUUUUGUCUCAACAAAACCUGAAUGAAGUAGACAGAAUUUUUUUUGAGGAUCAUUUUCAUACAGAUUUUUGUGGGAUUCAGCUAAUUUUAUGUUACGAUUAAUUUUUGAAGAAGUUUGUUCCUGUAAUAUAAACCAUGGUCCCAUUUGUUAACCAAAAAAAGUUUAAUUUAAAAAAAUUAGAAAUCAUGAACUCUUUCUUGAAUAUCUAGAAAAAAAUAAUCUCAAAAAAAAGAAAUUGAAAUAGUGUACUUUACUUUUCAAUCCUUUGUUUUUUUCCAAUUAGGCCUUCUCAUUAUUUCAAAAUGAUUCAGUUCAAUUAAUUUCGAAUUGAAUUUCUAGCUUAAUUGAGCAUGACUUUUCAUCAUUCCGAAUCGUGUUUUGGAUCUUUUUUUUUCUCGAGCCCACUUUUCCAUCUCAUCUUUAUUUUAAAAAUUGAACCAGUCCCAUUUCGAAAUGUUAUUUUCAAUUGAAACUAAUCAUUGACUGAGAAUUGGAGGAAUCUCACGGGGCGGCCUUAUCAUUUGCAUUCGAAAGGGAGAGAGGGCGAAAAAAGAUGAGGAAUAGAUUCAGUAUCCCACGGCGAAUGGCCUGAACACGCUCGCCUACAACACCUACAACCAGUACGGCAACUCCCCUCAGAUCAACAGCACCUACGGAGGAUUCAUGCCCGGCGGAAUCUCGCCUCUCGGUUCGUUUUUUUCUUCCUCAUUUAGCCAUUAGAGUGAACAAAAAGUGUGCUUUCCGUUUCUAAGGUUAAACAAGUUUUUUUUUAACUUUUGAAAACGUUUUUAAGUUUUUUUUUUAUUCUCUUUUUUUCAACAUAUUUUGUUUAAUUUGUAGCGAAUUGAACCUUUUCUACUGUUUCCGUUUUUAUUUAUAAUAAUUCAAGACUUUUGCGCCUUUAAUAAGACUAACGAAUAUUCUUAUAUUGAGACGUGUCGAAUAAAGAUUUCGCGAUUAUCAUGGAAAGAUGAUUGAAAUUUGAUGAUUCGUUAAAGAAUAAUUCUUGUUAACAAAAGGAAUUAAAUAGAAUGUAUUUAAUCUCUCUUUGAAUUUGGUAGAAACUCUAUUGAAACUAACUGUUUUCACUUCUCAUCUUUUUUCCUUUUACAAUCUGCACUUCAAUUCAAAAACACUGCAUCACCUGGCCAGGGACAGUAUUUUUUGAGUAUUUUUCGGGAAGGGCAUUGAUUGGCCGGUCGCUCCAGGUUCCUUUCCUUUGCCACGGCAAAAUAUCGAUUCAUUCCCUCUCUUUUUUCAUCCAAAAGGGGACGGACCGACGAAUGAAACUUGAUAGCUUCAUUUUUGGGCGACUAUUCUUCUCUUCCUCAUAUUUUCCGAAUAUGUUUUGGCCUAUUAAUUGGAAUGGGGAAACGAGGCUUCGGAUUUUUGUUAUAUUAGUUUUUUUUUUGCGCAGAAAGAGAGUUUGAGAAAAAAAAAACACUUGGGUCUGAAAAAGCGGGAAAGAAAAAAAAGAUUUAUAGUAUCAAAUCAGUUAGUUUGGUUUUUGAAUGGUCUUGGCUAGAUCAAGGGCUGAUUUAACUACUUCUCAAGAAAUUUUUAGAAGUGAAUUAUUUUCAGUUGUUCUAGGCUGCUUCAGAUGAGAAAAUAGGUUAAUAGACGAUAUUUCAGGAUCAGCGUUCGCUGGAACAGGCCGAAGCGCCAGCACCGGCGGCUCUUCGACCAACUCGGCCUCGGUUUCUGUGUCGGCGUCCGUGGCGUCGCCGUCUCGCGGAACCUUCGCCCCGGUCCAAGGCGGCGGCCAAGAACUUACCAAUGCCGAAUUUGUGAGUUUGAGACAAACUGAAAAAGUUUGGUUAUUUUCUCGACCUGUCCUUCGGGUGAAAAAGAAUCAAGUUUAUAAUUUUUUUCGAAGUAGAUUAGACCAGCUACACUUAUUUAUUUUUGAGUUUCUUUUUCGAGAAGUGUCUUCAUAAUCUCAACAUCAUGAACUGACAUUCAGGAAAACGUGCAAGCGAAGAUCCGCCGAAACGGAUCGUACGGCUGCGCGAAGCCGCCCUACUCCUACAUCUCGUUGAUCACGAUGGCCAUUCAGAGAAGCGAGUCGAAAAUGUUGACCCUCUCUGAGAUCUACCAGUGGAUCAUGGAGUUGUUCCCGUACUACCGCCAGAACCAACAAAGGUCAGGCCGAGGGUUAGCUUCACUACUCUUUUUCUCUUUCUCUCUGCAUUUUUUGACUCUUUCGCAUUUUUUAAUAUAUAGGUUGAUCUGAAAGUCUCGUGAAAAGUUUUUACAGUGGAAAGGCCAAAAAAAAAUCAUCAAAACUACAGAAAGUUGUUAAGCUUUAUUUUUCCUAAAAAUCCUGUUAAGUUAUCUUUCUCCGUUUAAAAUCACAUAAGCGUAUAAAUUUUGGUUCCUUCUAUUGUUUUUGAUAAUAACUAUUCAAAAUUUCACAAACUUAAGGAAGUUCCACUUUUAAGUAGCUGUUAUAAGAGUUUCGGAUCAGUCUAGUGAUCCUCUGAAAAGCGGGGAACCAUUUCCAAUGCUUCCAAGUUUCUCAGAGUAUCUUUUAAGCGUUGUUCCCCCAAACAACACCUGAACUCCUUCAUUUUAAUCUCUCAGUCUUCUUUGUCCUUCUGAGUUCCCCUUAUUCAAGAAUCUGCUCUUGCAGAUGGCAGAACUCCAUCCGCCACAGCCUCUCCUUCAACGAUUGCUUCGUCAAAGUCCCACGGUAACUUUUUCCGUCUCAAAACUCAUUGAGAUAACGAGAAAAGGAAGCGAUUCAAGGCCGAAAUCGUGCAAAGUUCCCGACCGAUCUAUAAUACCAUAUAAAAUGGCGUUGUAUUGUCUUUUUCUCGUUUUCCGGCCGCACAUUUUUUAUGUUCGAAACGCGCCAUUUGUUUCGGAAUCACCAGGCGGUGGUUUCGAAAAAGGUGCUAACAUUUUUUUUUCGUAGUUCAAGUUGGGGAUCAGCUAGUGAGAUCAUUCGGAAUGAAGCACCUUUUUUGCUUUUUUGUCGAAAACUGUUGUAGAAUUGAAGGUUGAGGGUAAAGCUCAAACCCUGGAAUUUUUUUUUCGACGAAAUCACUCUAGUGGAUCAAAUAAAGACCGCUUGAAACUAAAAGGGAAUGCUCGACUUAACUUUUUUCUUCAUCUUCAGAACUCCUGACAAGCCGGGCAAGGGAUCUUUCUGGACGCUUCACGCGUUGUGCGGCAACAUGUUCGAGAACGGCUGCUACCUGCGGCGCCAGAAACGCUUCAAGGUCAAGGAGCGCGAGCCGAGCCGCAAGAAGGUGAGAAUACUUGAACCAUUUGGAGACGAGUGCGGGCAAAUGAGUGAUAUCCUUCCCGAAAUAAGUUCUUCUGGAAACGGGGGAUUUGCAGAGGAACGCCAACGCCAACUCCCAGCAGCAGCAGAGCCAGAAUCAACAGGCCCAACAGUCGAAUAGCGACUCCACCAACGGACUUUCGGCCGUCAAGGAGGAGUACGCCGACAUCAAGGACGACAUCAAGAACUCCGUCGAGGCUGGCCUGUCCAACGAGGUUCGUGGACAUUGAAAGGAAGAACUGGGAUAGCUUCUUCUGGAAACAUUUGUGUUGAGGAAGAACUCCGUUUUUUUCGUGAAUUCCGUUCAGAAAGAAGUUACAAAAAGUAGUACGUUCGAUUAAGCUUUUGAGAUCUUUUGAAUGACAAGAUUUCUUCUUCAGAAGCGCUUUAGUUAUUUUUCAAUUAGCAUUUUUUCGGAACAUAUGUAGUUUUUUUUUUCAUGACGUUUCUUGCAGCAUGUUUUCCUUUGAAAAGUUCAUUUAACUUCGCGUCUCAAACCAAUUUUUGGAAGUUUUGAGUAUAACUUUCAAAAAUAGUUUCGAAAUAGUCACCGGAAAGUGAACAAAACAGGAACCAAAAAAAAAAAAAUCUAUUUUGAUCCAAAAUAUUAUUCUCGUUUCUCCAGCCAAAAGACCUCGCCGAAGCCUCUCUUUGCACGACUUCAGCCCACAGCCAGCCGACCUCCGUGAUAUCCACCGUCGGUUCCCUCGGAGCCCAGUCUCAGGUACAAUAUCUUCUAUCUUUUAAAAACCUUUUUCUUCUUCAUUAUCAAACAAAGCCGGAAAAGGGAACUUGCGCAGGUGCAAUUAUGUAGGGUCAAAAAGGCCAGGUGCCAGAUUCAUCAAUUCUCAGUGACAAAGGGCCGCAAACAAGUUGGUUCUACACAGAGGAAGACCGUAACCGGUUCUUCUUCUGGCUAAUUGACGUCGUCGUACGGUAGAGUAGGAGGGGCGUCGUAAUCAUUUAGCACCGGGGAUGAGGAUGACGUAAGUUGGACAAACAACCCAUUGCGUGAGGAGCGUGACACCUCCGUCAUUCGGUCGUCGGAUUGGCGAGAAGGUUUCCUAAUUAGGUAAUGGGGUCAGGAGCGAGGUGUAAAGCUCGGCUUGGUGUAACUUGGCGGAGAAGAUCUUCUCGAAAUGAAAUGUUCACAAGAAAAUCAUUCUUUCAGUCAGGAGGUGAACAGAGGUCUGAGGAAGUUUUUGAAGUAACUGGUCGUUUCUUUUUCUUUUUUUUGGAUUUGUCACGGCUUUUCCAAAGAAUAUAUCCACUUUCUGGAUAUCUAGAAUAUCCACGUCAUUGCAAUCUUUUAAAAUGCUUUCCUUGCAGUUGAACAUGAACCAGUACCAGUACAACGCCAACCUCUACGGCGGCGCGGAUUUCUCCUCGACGACUUUACCAGCCUUGUCGAUGGGCACGUUCACCAUCAACCAGCUGAUGGACUCCUCCAAGGCCUUCGACUACAACCUCUACAACACCGGCAUGUACCAACAGGCCAACGGCGCCGCCACCGACUAUUCCGGAUACCCGCACACGCUUUAUAGGUUCGUUUAUGGAAAAGAUGGACUCGGAUGAGAAGAUUCUGAAGAAGAUAAUUUGAAAAAAAUCGCUACGAUUUGAAAAAAGUUUCUUGUAUUUGGGACGCGUGCGGUCGCGAAGCGGUCACGUGCACUUAUAUUCACAGUAUUUUGUUUCAACAUUCAGCAAAAUUCAAAAACCCUGACGGUAGGAGAACUUGAAACCGCUUCGCGACCGCACGCACCCAGAAUUGGGCGAUUUAGUUUUUUUUUUUGACAAUUUUCCGCUCGUCUCAAUUUUUGAAUAAGACUAAAAUAGUUGGUUUACAUCUCUCCCAUUAUUCCGGAUGACUUCAGAAAAAAUGAAAUAAUAUUCCCCUCACAUCUUUUUUCAAUCUUAUUUCUUUCAGCUCCACCAAUCCGAAUUCGGCGGCAAAUCUUUAA